This is a messenger RNA of Gracilinanus agilis (Agile Gracile Mouse Opossum), 631 nucleotides long. RefSeq lists its product as uncharacterized. NCBI's taxonomy places the organism in Eukaryota, Metazoa, Chordata, Mammalia, Didelphimorphia, Didelphidae. Gene Ontology annotation, cellular component: extracellular region. The coding region runs from base 2 to 631 and encodes 209 amino acids. The transcript is spliced from 6 exons. The record is from RefSeq and is a predicted model, not a curated record. Gene Ontology annotation, molecular function: chemokine activity. Gene Ontology annotation, biological process: immune response; positive regulation of T cell chemotaxis.
CAUGCCGGGGUUGAAGAGAUACGAAGUGGCGCUGGAGGCAGAAGAGGAGAUCUAUUGGGGCUGUUUUUACUUCUUCCCCUGGUUGCGGAUGUGGCGGAGGGAAAAGAGCGCAGCACCCCCCCAGGGGCAGAAGCUGGAACCCCUUCCCCGCCUAGUGAGCUGCCUGUCCAGGGGCUUGGGCCCCCACCCCUCCAGGCGAAGCAGUCCCCGCCGUCCGGCAGUGCCGCCCCGGGGCACCCAGCAAGCAUCGGUCUAUCGGGCCGGGGCCCAACCGCUCCCCAGCAGUACCGUGGAAAGCAGCAUGAAGGGGAUGGAGCUAAUCCUAAUUCUGACCCUGGUGCUAUUCAACUUCAGCCCCAGGAGAGCACUACCCCUAGACCCCAGCAUCUCAUGCUGCACCCAAGUCUAUCGAAAGAAUCUCCCCAAUAAACUACUACGGAAUGUCAUCCAGGUAGAACUUCAAGAAGCCAAUGGUGACUGUCAUAUACAGGCUUAUGUGCUACACCGAAAUCAUCAUCGAAGACCUGUUUGUGUUCACCCAGACAACCGAUCUCUAGCAAGGUGGUUGUCCCGGGACAAGAUGAGGCAGAAGGAUCAUGGUCCCAGCCCCGGGCUCAACCCAACUCCCUAA